Molecule: messenger RNA, 3585 nt
Organism: Myotis daubentonii (Daubenton's bat)
Lineage: Eukaryota; Metazoa; Chordata; Mammalia; Chiroptera; Vespertilionidae
Gene: CNNM2
Product: cyclin and CBS domain divalent metal cation transport mediator 2
Biological process (GO): magnesium ion homeostasis; transport
Cellular component (GO): plasma membrane
Molecular function (GO): magnesium ion transmembrane transporter activity
Source: RefSeq, a predicted model, not a curated record
CUGCCUCUCGUGGCAGCGCCUGGCGCUGUCUCCUCCCUCUCCCCCCACCCGCGAGCCUGCAGGUUCCUCAGCCGGCCCAGGCCGGGCCAGUGUCAGUCAGGGAGGCGGACUGCUGAGCACUGGGUGCAGACGCUCCCUUGCAGUCUCGUUCAGGGGCCGGUGCCUGCACUCGCGCCGCCGGGUGGGAAGGAUGAAGCCGCAGCUACAGCAGCCACCCUAUGAUUGGCUGUGGCUCUUGUGAACCCGAAGUAAAGAUGGCGGGCGGGCAGGCAGCCGCCGCACUGCCCACUAGGAAGAUGGCGGCGCGCCGCAGCCUCAGCGCCCGCGGCCGGGGGGUACUGCAGGCGGCGGCGGAACGGCUGCUGCCGCUGCUGCUGCUGAGCUGCUGCUGCGGCGCGGGAGGCUGCGCCGCGGCGGGCGAGAACGAAGAGACGGUGAUCAUCGGGUUACGGCUGGAGGACACGAACGACGUGUCGUUCAUGGAAGGGGGGGCGCUGCGGGUGAGCGAGCGGACUCGGGUCAAGCUGCGGGUGUAUGGGCAGAACAUCAACAACGAGACGUGGUCCCGCAUCGCCUUCACCGAGCACGAGCGGCGGCGCCACAGCCCCGGCGAGCGCGGGCUGGGGGGCCCCGCGCCGCCGGAGCCGGACAGCGGCCCCCAGCGCUGCGGCAUCCGCACGUCAGAUAUCAUCAUCUUGCCCCACAUCAUUCUCAACCGCCGGACCUCGGGCAUCAUUGAGAUAGAAAUAAAACCGCUGCGGAAGAUGGAGAAGAGCAAGUCCUAUUACCUGUGCACAUCGCUGUCCACGCCGGCCCUGGGCACCGGCGGCCCGGGGUCCGCGGGUGGCACCGUCGGGGGCAAGGGCGGCUCCGGGGUGGCCGGGCUUCCGCCGCCCCCGUGGGCUGAGACCACCUGGAUUUACCACGACGGCGAGGACACCAAAAUGAUCGUGGGCGAGGAGAAGAAGUUCCUGCUGCCCUUCUGGCUGCAGGUGAUCUUUAUUUCGUUGCUCCUGUGCCUGUCGGGCAUGUUUAGCGGCCUCAACCUGGGGCUCAUGGCCCUGGACCCGAUGGAGCUGCGCAUCGUGCAGAACUGCGGCACCGAGAAGGAGAAGAAUUACGCCAAGCGCAUCGAGCCCGUGCGCCGGCAGGGCAACUACCUGCUGUGCUCGCUGCUGCUGGGCAACGUGCUGGUCAACACCACGCUCACCAUCCUGCUGGACGACAUCGCCGGCUCGGGCCUGGUGGCCGUGGUGGUCUCCACCAUCGGGAUCGUCAUCUUCGGGGAGAUCGUGCCCCAGGCCAUCUGCUCCCGGCACGGCCUGGCCGUGGGAGCCAACACCAUCUUCCUCACCAAGUUUUUCAUGAUGAUGACCUUCCCCGCUUCUUACCCAGUCAGCAAGUUGCUGGACUGCGUCCUGGGCCAGGAGAUAGGCACCGUCUACAACCGGGAGAAGCUGCUGGAGAUGCUGCGGGUCACAGACCCCUACAACGACCUGGUGAAGGAGGAGCUGAACAUCAUCCAAGGGGCGCUGGAGCUGCGCACCAAGACGGUGGAGGACGUGAUGACUCCCCUCCGGGACUGCUUCAUGAUCACCGGGGAAGCCAUUCUGGACUUCAACACCAUGUCGGAGAUCAUGGAGAGCGGCUACACGCGCAUCCCCGUGUUCGAGGGAGAGCGCUCCAACAUUGUGGACCUCCUCUUUGUUAAAGACUUGGCCUUCGUGGAUCCAGAUGACUGUACUCCCCUGAAAACCAUCACUAAAUUUUAUAACCACCCCUUGCACUUUGUUUUCAAUGACACCAAGUUGGACGCUAUGCUGGAAGAAUUUAAGAAAGGUAAAUCUCACCUGGCUAUUGUGCAGCGAGUUAACAAUGAGGGAGAGGGGGAUCCAUUUUAUGAAGUCCUGGGAAUUGUCACCUUAGAAGAUGUGAUUGAAGAAAUCAUCAAAUCGGAGAUUCUGGAUGAAACAGAUUUAUACACGGAUAACAGAACGAAAAAGAAAGUGGCCCAUCGUGAAAGAAAGCAAGAUUUUUCUGCCUUUAAGCAGACAGACAGCGAGAUGAAGGUUAAAAUAUCACCACAGCUUCUCUUGGCCAUGCACCGUUUCCUAGCAACAGAAGUAGAAGCAUUUAGCCCAUCCCAGAUGUCAGAGAAGAUCCUUCUAAGGCUGCUAAAGCACCCCAAUGUCAUCCAGGAACUGAAGUAUGAUGAGAAGAACAAGAAAGCCCCAGAAUACUACCUCUACCAGCGCAACAAACCUGUAGACUACUUCGUUCUCAUUUUGCAGGGGAAGGUGGAAGUAGAAGCUGGGAAAGAAGGUAUGAAGUUUGAAGCCAGUGCUUUUUCGUAUUACGGCGUCAUGGCCCUCACGGCCGCCCCAGUUCCUUUGUCCCUGUCUCGUACCUUUGUUGUCAGCAGGACAGAGUUGUUAGCAGCAGGUUCUCCAGGUGAAAACAAGUCCCCUCCUCGCCCGUGUGGCUUGAAUCACUCAGACUCUCUCAGUCGAAGUGACCGGAUUGAUGCAAUCACACCUUCGCUGGGGAGCAGCAAUAAUCAGCUCAACUCUUCGUUCCUUCAAGUCUACAUCCCUGACUACUCAGUGCGCGCCCUUUCUGAUCUCCAGUUUGUUAAGAUCUCAAGACAGCAAUACCAAAAUGCCUUGAUGGCAUCCCGGAUGGACAAAACUCCUCAGUCUUCAGACAGUGAAAACACUAAAAUUGAAUUGACUCUUACGGAGCUGCACGACGGGUUGCCAGACGAGACGGCCAACCUGCUCAAUGAACAGAACUGUGUGACGCACACCAAGGCCAAUCACAGCCUACACAACGAAGGCGCCAUCUAGGGCGCCCCCAGGCCCCUCCCCCAAAUCCUGGGCCAGGCCACAGGCCUCGCCUGUCUGACAGUGAAUCCCGUUAGUGUGAGCUUGUGUGCCAUGCUGCGUCCUGCAACAUCCUGAGACCAAAGACUUUGUCCCCUUCCUGGGAGCAGCAGAGGAGGUCGGUGAGGGCAGGAGUGGAAACGAGGGCUGGGGUUUGACGUUUGAGAUUUUGGAAAUGAACUUCCACCCAAAUAGAAUCAUGUUUAUUUUUUCAGCUGCACCUUUUGUUAUUCACUCUCCUCCUCCUUUGAUUUGCAUGAAGUUGAAAAUUGUUGGGAUUUAUUUUUUUCAAGAGAUCAUGUUUUUAGAGUGUCUUUUGCAGAGUUUUAAGUUGUCCUGCCUGAACUCUGCUUUGACCUCAUGAUGUGACCCCAAUAGGAUGGACUUGCCCCUCAGUGGCCUUCCGUGGCCCCUCCAGGGCCUUCCGUGGCCCACCCUUCCUCUGUGCCCCAGUGGGUGUCGCUGUCGAACUCGAAGGACAAAUGAAGAAAACCGUGUUGCCGCAGACCUGCCAAGUCUGGGACGUUGCAGGGUGGAGCUUGCACGGGGACCUGCAGCCGCCUCUCUGAGCUCAGUGUUGUUCUAAGUUAAUGUUUAACUGUGUCCCUUUCCCUCAGAAAGGUUUAACAUGUGCUUGGAAUGUGAUUUUGCUCCCACUCGUAAGGAAUUUUUAUCACCAAAAUGAAUGUUAAUGAAUUUUAAA